GUGCGUGAAGGCGGCCAGCUAGCUUGCUUUGUGGGGUUUUCUCUUUUUUCGGUCCGGGCAACGAUAUUCGCGGGUCGCGGGACUCGUCGUGCGUCGUCGAGUAACGUGUCUUCUGUUUGUGCGGGGUGAUGUGGAAUUUGCAUCGGUUUGCCGUCUGAAGUGGAAAAAAGUGCACUACAUACUAGCGAAUCGGAUCGACAACAGCUGAGCUGAGUGAGUGAGUGAGCCCAGUCUUUUAUCCGAUCCGAUCGCGAUUGAACCGACCGAAGGCGUCACCCACAGGCACAGGAAGUGCUAUUUAUAAUCAAUUCGGAUGUUUGCUUUGAGGUAGUGUUGUGGAUAGUGGAUAGUACAGAGGAAGCGUGUGGCGAGGUGCGCGGAACGGAUGCAGUUUUUCGGAGUGCAUUUAUGUGUUGCGUACUUGCGUUUAUGCCGGGCACGGUGUUGAUGAAAGCAGGGUUGGGCCAAAAAUAGACAUCGAGCUGCGUCCAGAACGAAGUUGUCUACAUAAUUAUUAAUAGAUUUAUUGAUGAUACACAGUUAAUAAUUUAAUUGCCGUGUACUCAGUGCACAAUUCGUGUGUGCUGCAGUGAAUAUAACUAGUGCGUUUCGUUGCCACCGGCAACGGUAUGAGCGAGAAGUGAACAGCAGUUACUAGAAGUGUACAUACAUACAACAUAAGUACGAAUGCAAGUACUCGUAAAGGCGAGAAGAGAGAAAAAGUCAGAAGAAGAAAACGAAGAAAGCUCAACAUAACUCGUAGAUAGAGCGAGAGACAGUGUGAAGAUCGCCUGCGAUCUGAAGAAGCCGACGAAUGUGUGAAUAUGUGUUGUGUGGUGGAAUGAUGGUAUUUUUAAGUGAAUGAAAAAUUAAUGCUAAUUACGCACCCUUAGUUGCCGCUGGUGAAGUGCGAACGAUUGAAUUGUCAAAACAGAAACCAGGUGGAUGUUUAAUGAUAUUUAAAAAACUGAAAAAAUCUCGUCACACACGAAUAAUUAGUGCUUCAUGAGCUCUUCUGGGCCGGGAUAGACAGAAGAUCGGGUUGGUGCGUAACCGUAGCCUACUACUGUGACUGUCAUCGGAUUUGUUUAUCUCGCUCUAGCGCUGUGUAGCUAGGACGGUUGUGCGUUUUUUGUUUGCUUCGGCAGCCUCUCGAAAACGACAGCUGAAAGGAUCCCAUUCAGAUCCCCGUCCGAAAGCAGCAUCACCAUCUGACACACACGCGGCCAAUGCAAUCCACACACGCACACGAUUCAAGCAACUGAUAUAUCAAUCCGUUCGUGCUCAUUCCCGCCUGUUAUUAGCCUGUCGACCGGAAAGCAACUUUGACGAAAGCCAGACCCCGGCUGCCUUUACUGCCGAAGCCAAAUCUCCUAACCAUAGCGUGAAUUUGAUUUCGAUUCCAGGAAAGAAGAUCACACAGAAUGUGUUUCAUCUCGAUGGGUCUCGGUCGCGCGGCGAUUGGAGAUGUAAAAUCAUUGAAAAGGGUUGACAGCCUCAGCCAAAAUGGGAUGCGGUAUCGUUUCCAGCCCCGACGGAAAGAAGUGCUGCCACCGUUGGAUCGACACUUUUUUCCCACUUUUGCCUGGGUCUGGUCGAGAAAACAAACUACUACAGUGAAGAUCGAAGCAAGCGCGUGCGAAACCCUGGCUACGAAUCGCGCUGAUAAAGGAGAGGAGUAAAAAGAUGGAUUGAGUGUUGAAUGACCGUUCGAAAACUUAUAUGUAGAGAUCGAAAGUGUUUUUUUUGUUAUCUUUGUGAAGCAGUGCUAUAGAGGAUCUACCGAGUGUGAUCGAUAUUCGACUCCGAACCGGUUCAGUGAAAGCUGUGAUUUGGACAGUCUCAGAUUCCAGAAAAAUCGCGGAAGUGGUACGUGCGAACCUAAAAUGACGAUGCUGUUCUACUGUUUGGCGCUGGCGAUGGUCCAGUUCCCGUUGACAAAUGCCCAGUACCGAUCGCCCCGCAUCACCGAGCAUCCGAGCGAUGCCAUCGUACCGAAGAAUGACCCGGUGACGCUGAACUGCAAGGCCGAAGGAAAACCGCAACCGUUGGUCCAGUGGUACAAGGACGGCGAGCUGGUCGUGCUGGACUCGAACCAUGUGCUGCUGCCGUCGGGGUCGCUGUUUUUCCUGCGCACGGUCCACAGCAAGAAGGACCAGGACGACGGGGUGUACUGGUGUGCGGCUAGCAACAAGGCGGGCACGGUGCAUAGCCGGAACGCGACACUUCAGGUUGCAGUACUGCGCGAUGAUUUCCGAGUCGAACCCAAGAACACCCGAGUAGCAGCCGGUGAAACAGCACUGCUAGAAUGUGGUGCUCCUAAAGGCAAUCCGGAACCGACGAUUCACUGGAAGAAGGACGAAAUCCCGAUGGGCCUGGAUGACUAUCGGAUCAGCAAAGAGUUGGCACGCGUCCGAAUCGUUGACGGCGGAAAUCUUCUUAUCAGCGACGUUCGUUCCGAAGAUGCCGGACGCUAUCAGUGUAUAGCGCAGAACAUGGUCGGCUCGCGUGAAAGUGUCCCCGCUCGGCUCACCGUGCAAGUCAAACCGUACUUCCUGGCGAAACCCGUCGAUGUCACCGUACUGGAAGGUCACCGGGUUCAGUUCCAGUGCGCCGUCAGCGGGGACCCAUUCCCCCAGGUGCUCUGGAGCAAGGAGAACGGUCACAUUCCGGUGGGUCGGGCCGACAUUCUGGAGGAGGACAGAAGUUUGAUUAUCCGGAAUGCGACCUUGGAUGACCGGGGACAGUACAUAUGUGAGGCGCACAACAGCGUAGGACAGAUCAGCGCCCGGGCCAAUCUGGUCGUUAACACUCCGCCAUAUUUCAUCAGUCGUCCCCAGGAUCAGAAGGUCGUCCCGAACGGGGUUGCCACAUUUCGCUGCGCGGCAAGUGGCAAUCCAGUCCCGUCCGUUUUCUGGACCAAGGAGGGCUCGCAGACGCUGAUGUUUCCGAACAACACCUACGGCAGCAUUCAGAUUUCCGGUCAGGGAUCGCUACAGAUUCGUGGUGUCCAGCGGGAAGAUGACGGGUACUACGUCUGCUCGGCACUCAGUGUGGCCGGAUCGAUGACGAGUCGGGUGUAUUUGCAGGUCACCUCAUCACUGGACUCAAUAACCCCACCUCUGCUGCAGUUGGUUCCCACGAAUCAAUCCCUUCCGGCCGGAUCCAGUACCGUACUGCCUUGUCGACUGGUCGACCCCUCCAGCAACGCACGCAUCCACUGGGAACGGGACGGUAUCGAGUUGAGCACUUCCUCCAUCUCGAAGCUAACUCAACUCCCCGGCGGUUCCCUCAAGCUAGACGACCUACAAACACAGGACAGUGGAUGGUACCGUUGUGUAGCCCGGCUAGGAAAUGCUGGUCCAUCUUCCGCAUCUGCCACAACGCUUACGUCGUCCUGGAGUGCCUAUUUGCUGGUCGAGGACACUGUCGCCACCCCACAGCAACGCUCAUUCAACGCCGAACUGGCUCCGCCGGCACCCGGUUCGCCAAAACCGCUGAACAUUACCAACAGCAACGUGACGCUGGCCUGGCCGAGUCGUGGUCAAGAGCGGUCCCGUUCGGCAGGCUCCCCCCUUACCUACACCAUCGAACAGUUCAGUCCGGACGAUGAUAGCAACGAUGGUUGGCGGAUAGCGCUACGUCAUAUCGCGGGAAACACUGCCACCGUGACCGGGCUGGUACCGGAUGCGACCUACCUGUUUGUUGUUCGAGCGGAAAACGCUUACGGCGUUUCGUCCCCGUCCGCCCUGUCGGCACCGGUUCGCACGCUGUCCUCGGAUGACCGCGUUAGCGUACCGGAGGAACUGGAAAGUGCCCGAAAUGUGCUCAACGGAAAGAUCCUGGAGCUAAUCGAUAUCAUCCCACUGUCAUCAACCUCCGUCCGACUGGAGUGGCUCCUUCACGUUGGCAGUUCCGAGCAGUACGUGGAAGGUUUCUACGUACGUUACCGGGAGCUCGAAUCCUCCAAUCAACGCUACAGCAUGCUAUCCAUUCCGAACAACGAAAUCGAAAGUCACAUUAUAUCGAAUCUGAACAAGUUUACCAAAUACGAAUUUUUCCUGACUCCCUACUUCAAGAACCUGGAAGGUCAACCGAGUAAUGCCCGAAUCGUACAGACAAUGGAAGAUCUUCCAUCGGCAGCACCGGGUAAUGUUCAAACAGGGAUGUUUAACCUUACCGCUGGAUGGGUCCGAUGGACUCCUCCACCGAAGGAAUCGCUGAAUGGUGUCCUGCAAGGGUACAAGAUUCAGGUGAAGGCUGGAAACAUCUCGAAACUGUUGGCUCAGAUGACGUUGAACUCGACUACUACGACGGUGAUGCUCAACAAUAUGACAACCGGAUCCAGCUACGGGAUUCGAGUGGUGGCCUAUAAUCGGGUGGGUCUAGGACCGUAUUCGAAGCCGGUUCAUUUGGUGAUGGAUCCCUCGUUUGUCAUAGUUCCUCAGGGCGUUCACAACAGUUAUAACGAUUACGAAGAUCACCGGCAUCACAACUUCCUGCACGAAACUUGGUUUAUGAUUUUUGUGGUGCUAUCGUUGUUCAUUAUUCUGUUAUUCACGAUUGUUGGAGGAGUGAUCUUCUUCAAAAGACGUCAAGGACUGGGUAAACCGGUUGUUACGGUCCCGAUCGGUGCUAGGCGAGAUAUUCCCAACUUGAACGUGAUGCGAAAAGACAACGGAAUCUGGAUCGAUCGUGGUUGGAGGACUUGCGAUACGGAUAAGGAUUCGGGGCUGAGUUCGAUCAAAUUGCUGGAAGGAAAUCAGAUCUAUCCGAAUCAGACGCUGUCGGACGGAGGAACUGAUUACGCGGAAGUGGAUCCGAGAGGAGUUACAUCAUUUUAUAACUGUAGAAAGUCGCCGGAAAGUCCAACUCCCUACGCCACCACGAUGAUCAUCAACGGGAUUCCCCACAGCGAGAAUGGUGACAUCAGCUUUCAAGGUCACGACACUUUCUCAUCUACGGCUUCGAGUUUCCGGUCGUUCUACGGCUACCCGCGGCCUGUCAACAGUAAUCAAGUUCCUCCCAACUGGGUCGACUACCUACCACCACCACCGGAACAUCCCCCACCGGCACCACAACCAUUGGACAUCGGACAUCUGAAUCACGUCUACCCAUCGGAACGGGUCGGAUCGAUCUCCAGCUCACAGGGUUCGAGUUCGUACUGUUCCCGCCACACCGGCGGCUACAAGUGAGAUCCGGCCAAAUACCGCUUCUUCAACAGUCAAUACCUGAUCAGUCCAACGGUUGCCCUCCGCGAUUGCUACUAGUGCUAGUCAGCGGUCAGAAGGAGGGCUUCCGGUGACAGCGACAUCCGUUAACAUCAGACUUUCGCGGCGGUCUGUGUGUGUGUCCGGGGGUUGCGCGGCCUCUUCGAAACCUAAAACAAAACCAAAAAAAAAGUAAAUAGCAAACCGUAGAACAACCGAGAAGUGCCAACCAUCCCCCGUCAUCCGUGUCGCUCCGCGAAAGCGAAAGUUAACCCCAGCAGAUAAGUUAGGGCUGGAAGCUAUUGAGCCCUUAUGGUUGCCGCAAGCACAUUCUCCGGAUUGGAUAUUCCUCCCCUUGAAGGAACGAUUCCUGCGAUGAAUACGUGCCAAAAGCUUUGCUUGCCUAGCUGCCAUCAGUAGGGAGAAGAUCGUCACCAGAACAGACAGUCUUCUCUGAAAGUGCCAAUAUUGCUAAAGAAGUUUCAGAAAAUGUAGUGACACGAAAACAAAACAGAUUUUAUCAUAUUUACAAUUUGUAGAAUUCGGAAAUUACUAUUGAAAGUGAAAAUCAUUACUAACGACAAGUAGAUGCAGAUGAUAAAUUUAUUUUGCGAGUCCUUAAAGUUUCUUCCUUUUCUAUGACGUUAAUGGUAAAAC
Molecule: messenger RNA, 5867 nt
Organism: Topomyia yanbarensis
Lineage: Eukaryota; Metazoa; Arthropoda; Insecta; Diptera; Culicidae
Product: roundabout homolog 2-like
Exons: 15
Coding region: 1887-5195 (1102 amino acids)
Biological process (GO): cell-cell adhesion; axon guidance
Cellular component (GO): axon; plasma membrane
Molecular function (GO): protein binding
Source: RefSeq, a predicted model, not a curated record